AUGAGUCACUGUGUUGUGUGGUGUCCCUACCACCAACUUGGACAUAUUCAGCGACUCCAGAGCAUACAAGAUCGCUUUGUUAGGAUAAUUGGUACCAAGCUGGGAUACAACUACAGUGAAGUUCCCUUGGAGUUGGUAGCGGAUCAAUUGGGGCUGGCUCCAUUAUAUGCGAGAAGGAGACUGCAUGACCUGGUGUUUCUACAGAAGAUCCUCACUGGAGAUGUCGAUUGCUCGGAGUUACUCCACCUCAUCAAUCUCAGAGUACCUGGUAGAACUCGGUCUCUGGACAUCUUCUGUGUACAGCAUUGCUCCACCAACUAUGAAUUUCACAGUGUCAUCCCCAGAUUACACCGGCUUGAUGGACAAAACCUGUCGCCUCUCGCUCAGGUAGCUGCAGAACCACGCUAG
Messenger RNA from Homalodisca vitripennis (glassy-winged sharpshooter), 408 nucleotides. RefSeq lists its product as uncharacterized. The transcript is spliced from 3 exons. The record is from RefSeq and is a predicted model, not a curated record. Lineage: Eukaryota; Metazoa; Arthropoda; Insecta; Hemiptera; Cicadellidae. The coding region runs from base 1 to 408 and encodes 135 amino acids.